CUCUGAUUUCUUCUCCCGAGCGAGCUCGGCAGGAGACACAGGCGCUGGCUGCCCCGUCCGCUCUCCGCCUCCGCCGCGCCCUCCUCGCCCGGGAUGGGCCCCCCCGCCACCGCCGCCGGAGCCAUCGCCUCCCGGCCGCCGCUGCCGUCGCCCCGCGCGCCCUGAAGCCUGGGCCCGCGCGUGCACCGGUUGGCCCCGCAGUCUCGCCCACUGCCCGCACCGGCCGGCCGUAGAGCGGUCACGAUGCUGCCGCCCGCGCCCUCCCGCCUCGGGCUGCUGCUGCUGCUGCUCCUGUGUCCGGCGCACGUCGGCGGACUGUGGUGGGCCGUGGGCAGCCCCUUGGUCAUGGACCCUACCAGCAUCUGCAGGAAGGCACGGCGGCUGGCAGGUCGGCAGGCUGAGUUGUGCCAGGCCGAGCCAGAAGUGGUGGCUGAGCUGGCCCGGGGCGCCCGACUAGGGGUGCGAGAGUGCCAGUUCCAGUUCCGGUUCCGCCGCUGGAACUGCUCCAGCCACAGCAAGGCCUUCGGGCGCAUCCUGCAGCAGGACAUCCGGGAGACGGCCUUCGUGUUCGCCAUAACGGCGGCGGGUGCCAGCCACGCGGUCACGCAGGCCUGCUCCAUGGGCGAGCUGCUGCAAUGCGGCUGCCAGGCGCCCCGGGGGCGCGCCCCACCCCGCCCCCCUGGCCUGCCAGGCACCCCGGGGCCCCCUGGCCCUGCGGGCUCCCCGGAUGGCAGCGCCGCCUGGGAGUGGGGAGGCUGCGGCGACGACGUGGACUUCGGGGAUGAGAAGUCGAGGCUCUUUAUGGAUGCGCGGCACAAGCGGGGACGCGGAGACAUCCGUGCAUUGGUGCAGCUUCACAACAACGAGGCAGGCCGGCUGGCUGUGCGGAGCCAUACGCGCACCGAGUGCAAGUGCCACGGGCUGUCGGGCUCGUGCGCGCUGCGCACCUGCUGGCAGAAGCUGCCCCCGUUCCGCGAGGUGGGCGCGCGGCUGCUCGAGCGCUUCCACGGUGCCUCGCGUGUCAUGGGCACCAACGACGGCAAGGCUCUGCUGCCCGCCGUCCGCACUCUCAAGCCGCCGGGCCGCGCCGACCUGCUCUACGCCGCCGACUCGCCCGACUUCUGCGCCCCCAACCGGCGCACCGGCUCGCCCGGCACGCGCGGCCGCGCCUGCAACAGCAGUGCCCCGGACCUCAGCGGCUGCGACCUGCUGUGCUGCGGCCGCGGGCACCGCCAGGAGAGUGUGCAGCUCGAGGAGAACUGCCUGUGUCGCUUCCACUGGUGCUGCGUAGUGCAGUGCCACCGCUGCCGCGUGCACAAAGAGCUCAGCCUCUGCCUCUGACCCGCCGCGCGGCUCUCCAAACGGCGCGCGCCGCCGCCUCUCGGCACCUGCGGGACCUCUGGUCUUCAGCAGGGGACGCUGUCCCGGCCCAGCUUCCCCUUGCGAAAGUCCCUCUCCCGGGCCUUUGUAAACUGUGAGGCAGGGGGGCUUGAGAUACACGCCCCUCUUUGAAGGCCCAGGGCAUGGGAGGGACCCCCGAGAGGCGUUCUGGGGGCUCUUAAGGGAGACUAUACAGCCCCUGUGUUUCCUUGGCCCUCAGAUGGAAACCAAAGAGCCAGUCUCUAGGCCUCUGGAUGCCGGAUGCCUCAGAACUGCUGGCCACGGGGUGGGUGGGUAAGUUUAGUAUCAAUAAAGAUAUUUAAACCAAAA
Molecule: messenger RNA, 1710 nt
Organism: Equus caballus (horse)
Lineage: Eukaryota; Metazoa; Chordata; Mammalia; Perissodactyla; Equidae
Gene: WNT6
Product: Wnt family member 6
Biological process (GO): neuron differentiation; cell fate commitment; multicellular organism development
Cellular component (GO): extracellular region
Molecular function (GO): frizzled binding; cytokine activity
Source: RefSeq, a predicted model, not a curated record